AUGUAUUCGCCAAGCCAACGCACGGCGCAGAUCACCGCCAACCCGAACUGGUCCAACAAAGGCAAGAGGCGCAGGCGUGCUCGACCUUCCAUCCUCGGCUUUGGCGAAGAUAGCAACGACGAAAAGCUCCCGUCCACGCCUUUGAACCGCACGGCAGCACAUAAGCAUGUUGACGCCUUCUCGCCGUUCAAUUAUCGAUCUUCCAACGACUCGCCACGAGCAGGCCAUGUCUCCUCACCGUCCGUCAUUCUCUUCAGCGGUCCAGACGACCGUGGCUUUGAGCGUGUUCACGAUGACUCCUUUCCACAAGAUCUUGCGCUCCUCAAGAGCAUGGCAAGAUCCAAGUUCAAGCUUACAUCCGCCGCUCCCGUCGAGAUGAGCUACGUCAACCCGGACGGUAUCGUCUGCGAUCUAGAUGAUGAACAUGAUCUCCGAGCUCUCGCGGUGCACGCAAGCCUCGCACCCAAGCUGAGAGUCCGCGUCACCUCCUCAGCGCACCCACAGGAAGCUGCAUUAUCCCAAUCCGAAGCCGCUGCUCAACAAGCGCACGCUUCCACCAACGGCACGAGCAUGGCGCACUCGAAAGGCAAAGCAACAGUCGCUCCAGCUCUGCUUGAAGCCUCGCAGAAUGAUGCUCCCAGCAAAACUGCUGUCAUGGCAGCAGUCCCCGGCGAGUCAGCCUCUUCCGGGGCUAAUGGACAUUCGGCAAACGGAGCUACCCUAGCAAAGUCGCGUCGCAAGAGCUCUGCAAAUGCUGGUCCGUCAACAACGACUUCGGCGUCCACCCACACUACCAAAGAAAGGCAGCCAGAGGUUGCUGGAAAUGCAGCCACAAUAGUGUCAAGUCUAGUUGCGGAUUCGGCAUCGCAGGCAUCGUCGAGCAUACCUAGCAAGUUUGCCGAGGCGACGCCUCUCGAAAACGUCGCCGAUGCGGUUUCAGCAUCACAGCCAGUCACACCUGCCGCCAAAAAGACGUCUGCCAAGCGCAAACGUGCCGACUUCUCAUCACCUCCCUCAGCGUCCUCAUCGGCUGCCAUUCCUGACGCUUCGCCCGGCGGUCCGGUCGCCAAGAAGCCGAGAGGGCGCUCAAAGAAGUCGCUUCCGUCCGACAUGGUUCCUGCCAACUCUCAAUUGGCUUUCGCAGAAUCGCAGGGCGGGCUGUCCCCUAUACUCUCGACGUCAGAGAUGCCCGCUCCAGCUGUGGAUGCACUCGCUGCACCCAGAGAUGCAAACGGCGUCAGUGCUGUUCAAGAAAACGCGCCGGUCGAGGCUCCAAAACGCGCUCGUGCGAACAAGCGAGUUGCCGCGGUCUCGUCCCAAACUUCCGAACAAGAGCUAAUAACUGCCGACACACCCAAACGCGGCCGACCCAGAAAGAGUGUCCCGACAACGACUCUGCCUUCUACUCAAGACACAGCGGCUGGGCAAGAAGGAGGCGCCUUGGAGACGCCCAAAGGAGAUCGCGCUAAGAAAGCUCCAGCAUCAGCUGUGGCCGCGCCUCCUCAGUCAGACAUCACGCCCCCAAGCGCACCGACCAAUAACACCGAACCAUCGACGGCGAUGACCAGUAUCGAGAGUCGUCCCGAGCCCACAGGCCCUCAGCUCAACGAAUCAGCUGCAGUGGACCAACGGCAGCGCUCCGAACCUGCCAUUCUUGAUCCCAUUCCAGUCCCGAAUUCGACUCCAGCCGGCAAACCUCGAGGGCGUCCUAGCAAAAAGGCGAUCGCAGAGGCCGAGGCCGCCGCCGCGGCCGCCGCUCUCAAGGAUAGUCAAGAAGUCCCGUCUGCCACGCCCACAAAAGCGGCCACAGAGGAGCAGCCUUCGCAGGCCUCACAGCCUGCGAUCACCCCGGCAAAGAAAGCUCGCGCGUCCAAGGCUGCAAAGGUAUCGACGUCUGAUGUCGUCGAAAGCGUCCAAGAUAAGCAGCCCGACGCUCCUACCUCGCUCGACGUCGACUCUGCAGUUGCUGCAGCUGCUACUGAUGUCGUCGUCGAAGCCCUCAGCGCCUCCGAAGCUGCACCUUCGCCCAUGAAGAAGAAGGUCGGCAGACCCAAGGCUGUCAAGGCAACCAAAGAAGCUGCAGCAUCGACGCCCACAUCCAGCAAUGAUCCGCAAUCAACGCCAGACGCCACGACCGAAACAAGCUCGAGAUCUUCGUCCGAUGCACCUUUGGCUGCAGUGCCCGCAGUCCCCAAGAAGAAGUUGGGUCGGCCGACCAAUGCUGCCAAAGCGGCAAAAGCCGCUGAAGCUGCUGAGGCGGCUGCGAAGGCUGCGAAGGCCAAAGAGGUCGCCGUGGCUGCCGAGCCUGCUGCGGUGUCGCAGCCUGCAGUGGUGGCGGCACCAGCCGUUGAAGAGCAGGCACCCGUGCCGUCCGCAUCCGCAAGCAGCGCCGUGAAUCAUGCAAUUUCCUCGCAACUUGUUGGAGACGCAACGGCGACUUCGGAAAUUGCUGCCAAGGAUGCGACCCAAGUCGAUCUUCCGAGCAGCUCAGUUCCGUCUGCACCAGAUUCAACCCCAGCGGACGCAUCCGCAGCUUCUCCUUCAGCUGCUACCAAGCGGGCAAUCGCUGCCAAGGCCCGCGCUUCGAAGGCUUCUCGCAACACUGCUGCGAGCGAGCCUGUAGCGGCAAUCGAUGCGUGCAUCGCAUGUGGCGCAACGCCCUCGCACGACAGGGAAGGGUGCCCAAUCUGGCAAGGCGGGUCGCAGUCGAUCCUCGAUCUGCUGGCGAUGGUGCGCAAAAGGAAGCCCAAAAGUCAGAAAGACAAAGAGCUCACCAGACUGCUUACCGAUUGGCUCGCCAAGCAAUUUGGUGCUCCUACUAUCGACUUCACAGCGAGCCAGGAAUCGAUCAAGCCUUCGCAAGAGGUCACGGCAUCUGCAUGCAAGAAUCAGUCCGCUAAUGCCGCGGCGAACGGCGCUGUCACACAGCCGGAUUCAAUGCAGGCUAUAGCCGCAGAACCGAGCGACGCAGUGACCACCGCGUCUCAAAGCAAACAAGCGCCACCGAAAAGCACUGCCACAAAGCGAUCCACCGCAAAAGCAGCUGUCUUGGCUCCUGCGACACCAGAGCCCGAAUUGCCACCGCCAUCUGGAAUCGAAGUCUCGUCGAACGAUGCAGCAGCACCCGUACCCGUCCCAGCUUCGCCUGCCAAAGCUGCAGCUCGCGGGGCACGCGGCAGCCAGUCGAAAACGGCGACAAUUGCCGCCAAAGCCAAGGCCGCGAAGAAGAGCGCUGCUGAGCCAUCAGCGGAGCCCAAGAUCGCCUUGACACCUUCCUCGCCACCUCAACCAGAACCUUCGCAAUCUCCAAAUGCACCUGGCACCGGUCUACGAGCGCCUUCGGAAUCUUCUGAAGCCGAGCUGGCAACGAGCCCGAUGCUCUCGGCAGUCCCACGGGCAAACGGCGACAUGGAUGUCGAUGAGAUGCCUCCGCAGACUCCCUCUCAGCCAAACACGGCGGCACAGCAGCUCGAAGAGAGGAAGCGCAGAAUGAAGCUCGCGGACCAAGCCGUCGCCGCUGCAGCAGCAACAACAGCCGCUGCUGCAGCCGAUGGUGAGCGCGCCUCAAGCCCAGAGACUGCAUCGACGUCGAGAUCAAGAUCAGCUUCGAUCACCAGCUCAGACUCUUCCGGCGACGGUCGCAGCAGCGGCGACGAUUCAGAUGCACGCAGCGAUGCUGAUGCGGGCAAGAAGGGUAGACGGGAGGCAGCGAAGCAGGCAAAAUUCACUUCGACCAAGGCAGCACGCUCUCGAGCAACGCCAGCCAAGGCGAGCCGAGCUGCAGCGAAAGAGACGGCCUCUUCGUCCGAUUCAGAAACCUCUUCGUCGGAUUCCGAGACGGAAUCGGAGGCAGAGGCGUCCAAGAAGAGCACUCCACGCGCCAAGAAUGGCGCCGCAGCGGGCUCCAAGGCAAAGACCUCCAGCACGAGCAGAUCGGCGCAACGCCUCGCUGCACCAGACAAUCCGUUCCUUCGCGGGCUGACGCCGCUAUCGAGCCGACGAAGCAAUGGCACGGGCAGCACGAGUCAGAAGUCGACGCCCUUCACGAGGCUUUCGGAGCUCAAGCCAGGCAUCUUCCGCCAAAAUAUGUCGCAGCCAGGAUCGCCGUUAAGCACGGGCGGAUCCACGCCGCUGAGCGCUUCGAGCCAAACACCGUUCUUCGCCAGCCAGCCAGCGGCGAAUGGGAACGGCAACGAGAGUGGCAGCGCACCAGACACGCCUGUAGUCUCGGCCGCUGCAACGUCGGAAGCAGCCACACCUGUGAUCGCCUCGGACGCUGAAGAUGACGACGAAGUUUCGUCUUCGUCGUCGUCGUCGUCUUCGUCCGAGGACGAGGCGCCGAGAAGCAGGGGUAAGAGGGCAUCGGCUAGUAAGGGAGGAGGAGGCGGAUCGACGGCGGCGAAACGCGCAGGAAAGCGUGCGAGUGGUGUUGCUGCGGCCAAGCCGGCAACUGCCAAGAAGCGGAAGAGCAUGUUUGACGUGUUUGCUUGA
Molecule: messenger RNA, 4491 nt
Organism: Pseudozyma hubeiensis SY62
Lineage: Eukaryota; Fungi; Basidiomycota; Ustilaginomycetes; Ustilaginales; Ustilaginaceae
Exons: 1
Coding region: 1-4491 (1496 amino acids)
Molecular function (GO): DNA binding
Source: RefSeq, a predicted model, not a curated record